AUGGCGCGCAAAAAAACUAGACAAGAUGAAAAACCCGACGAAACCGAUUCUUCCAACCACACACCGACACCAACACCAACACCUAGCUCUCCCAAAAAUAAAAAGAAACCAAAAAAGAAAGCAAGCGCACCUGCCGAUUCAACCCCUAUACCGGCAGAAAAAUCAAGCAUCAACGAUGACAACACCCCAAAAGCCCAGAAGGAACCGGAACCAACACCCAAAAAAGGAUUCCCUCGCUGGUCGAUCGAAGAGGACAAGAAACUCUGUGUUGCUUGGCUGAACACGAGUCGCGACACCAUCGUCGGGAAAGGUCAGAAGGCAACCACUUUUUGGGAGCGAAUCCACUCGACCCUCUCCGAUCUGAUCAAUGAAUACAACGAUGAGAAGAAAAAAUCGAAGAACUUCAAGCCACUUCCUCUACGACCGGUUGGAGCGGUCGAAUGCCGCUGGGGACAUAUCCUCAAGUGCGUCAACAAGUUUGCUGGCUACUAUUCAAACGUCGAACGUCGGUUGAAGAGCGGAAAGACUCGCGAUGAUAUUCUUACGGAGGCUAAAGAACUGUAUAAGACCACCUCAGGUUCGCCUUUCAAUCUUGACCAUUGUUGGGGAAUCUUGAAAGACACCCCAAAAUGGCAGGCUACCCAGAGAGAGAACGAAGCGCGAGCAAAGAAGUCCCAGAGAUCCAGUCCGCCUCCACCCUCAACCAACAUGUCUAGCUCCACAAACGAUGUCUCGAGCCCUACUGCUAUCGAUGUCGAAGGUGACGAGUCAGAACCCAGUCGAUCGGUUCUGGGACAAGUUCGUCUUGAAGGUUCAAAGGCAGCUAAACGAAAACGAGCCGAGGAUGCUUCAAUCCACAGCAUCGUAUCCAUGCAGAAGGAUCUGGUAACGAUUUCUCGAGAACGCUUGGCCUCGAUGAACGCCGCUAAGGAUGAUGCGAUCAUGUCAAAAGAUCUUUCCUCGAUGGACGAUGAGGCCAGAGCUUAUUAUCAAAGGUCAAAGCGCUUGCAUGCGGCCGCACAUCCAGAGGCGUACAGAGGCACAUCAUCCAUCGGAGAUCGCCUCUUGAAGAAUCCAAAACACACGGGAUUGCCGGCCUUGUAUGCACUCGUGAGGGAGCUUUGUGGGCAACAGCUGUGGGGAGACAACACAUCUCAGAGAGAUCAGAGAAACUGGCCUGUUGGCCCAGCCUGGGGGAUGAUAGAACUGCAACUUGAGGGGGGUAUGGACGAGAUAGCACUAGGGGCAGCCGGGUCUUAA
Molecule: messenger RNA, 1260 nt
Organism: Puccinia graminis f. sp. tritici CRL 75-36-700-3
Lineage: Eukaryota; Fungi; Basidiomycota; Pucciniomycetes; Pucciniales; Pucciniaceae
Exons: 2
Coding region: 1-1260 (419 amino acids)
Source: RefSeq, a predicted model, not a curated record